AUGAGCAAAUUAGAAACGUUACCAGAUGAAAUCUUACGGGAGAUUUUUCAAUACACUAAUGCUGCCGAUUUAUUUUAUUCAUUUGAUCAACUAAAUCAUCAUUUUACUCGUCUUGUUCGAGAUGUUCCAUUACACAUCGAAUUCUCUCGAGUGACAAAAUUGAUCUACAAGCAGUUUUGUCAACUGAUCUUGUCAAAUUCACAAGUCAAAAGAAAUGUUGUCUCUCUAAGAUUAUCAAAUGGUGAAACUUUUUCAAACAUAAAAGAUUUUCUUCUAGCAAAUCCAUUGGACAGUUUCAUUAAUCUUCGAUCAUUAUCAUUACUUGCUAUUGAUGACACUGAUGUGAAAAUCAUAUCGUUUGUAUUACCAUCGUUAGCAAACUUAUCUCACUUUUCUUUUACUCACAACGAAAAGUUUGGCUAUAAUUGUCUCAUCAGUAGAUAUGGUCUCGCAAAUCCUCAAGCAGUGAAUUUCACAUGGAUUUUUCCACUAAUAAAUUUACGACGAUUAUCAACACCUUAUUUUUAUCAUACUUUAACAUGUGUGGAACGCACGGUCAACUUAACAUCAGUAACAAUAUCCAAAUGUGAUGUAGAUCACGUAUUGCAAUUGUUUGCCUAUGCACCGUUAUUGAAACAAUUGCAAAUUGACCGAGCGUUAAAAUCUGAGAAGAAAAUCGAGGAAUUCACAUCUGUUACUGUGAAUGCUGUCCAUUUGACAAAAUGUAGUAUUUAUUCAUGUGAAAGUAGUUUUAAAGAACUUGAAUUUCUAUUGAAACACACACCAAACCUACGGAUAUUGUCUUUAAGGAAUGCUGAUAAUAUCGAUAUGAUCAAUGCAAUCCGCUGGCAAGAAUUUAUCGAAUUCUCAUUGAAACAUUUAUCCAGCUUUGAGUUCGUGUUUUCCUUGUUUGGUAGCAUUGAUGAUAUACAGGCAGUGUUAGAUAUCUUCAGCAAAUUUCAAGGUGAUUUCUGGCACGAACAACAUCGCUGGUAUACCAAUUAUCAAAUCCAUGAAUAUUCAGCGUUAAUCUACACUAUUCCCUAUCCAGGAAAUGAUUUUUAUUUAUAUUCACCAAUAGACUUACAAAACUCUGUGUUAUCCAAUGAUACACAUAUAUUCGAUAAUGUCAAGACAUUGUCUGUUGAAGUCGAUCAAAAUCCGAGAAAUCUGCCGCAUUACUUUCGAAACGUUCGAUCAUUGGAACUAAACAUCUUUCCAGAGAACCAUCAAUCAGGAUUAACGUAUGGAACUUUCCUUCCUUCAAUCGUUAACGUAUCGAAUGUUACGCACUUGGCAAUCUAUCGUCAUUGUAAGAUAUCACAAUAUUUACACCAAUGCUGA
This is a messenger RNA of Adineta ricciae, 1344 nucleotides long. NCBI's taxonomy places the organism in Eukaryota, Metazoa, Rotifera, Eurotatoria, Adinetida, Adinetidae. The record is from the annotation of a GenBank genome assembly.